Mercurialis annua (annual mercury) is the source of this 591-nucleotide messenger RNA. RefSeq lists its product as uncharacterized. Gene Ontology annotation, molecular function: nucleic acid binding. The record is from RefSeq and is a predicted model, not a curated record. The transcript is spliced from 2 exons. Lineage: Eukaryota; Viridiplantae; Streptophyta; Magnoliopsida; Malpighiales; Euphorbiaceae. The coding region runs from base 1 to 591 and encodes 196 amino acids.
AUGGAAUUUUCCUACAAUAAUAGUUUUCAUUCUAGUAUCGGUAUGGCUCCAUAUGAAGAAUUUUAUGGAAGAAAUUGUCAAAGACCAGUGUGUUGGAGUGAAGGAAUGAGACAACUUCAAGGUCCUCAAAAAGUUCAAGAAACUGUGGAUAAGAUAUAUAUAGUCAAACAAUGUUUGAAGGCAUCACAAGAUCGGCAAAAAAGAUACACUGAUAGAAAUCGUAGGGAAAUGGAAUAUGAAGUGGGUGAGAAAGAAAUCAUUGAGAGAAUUGGACCAUUGGCUUAUCGACUAGUAUUACUGGGAGAGUUAUCACAGAUUCAUGAUGUGUUCCAUGUUUCUAUGUUACAAAAAUGUAGAUUUGAUCCUAGUCAUGUAAUACAAGAAUCGGAACAAGAACUCGCAGAGAAGCUGGUAUACACUAAGGAACCUAUAGAAAUACUAGGAACAAAGGUAAAGAAAUUAAGGAAUAAAGAGAUACUGAUGCUUAAUGUAAGAUGGAUUCAUUGUUCUUUAAACAAAGCUACAUGGGAGGUGGAAGAACAUAUGAGAAGGAAAUACCUUAUUCUUUUUCAUGAUGGUGGUAAGUUCUAA